CCUGUCGCCUCCGCCAUCCCAACCUGCGGUGUUCCCUGCAUCCAAUCCGCCGCGUCCGCCGUUGGUUGUGGCGGAGCUGAUUAUUCGUGCCGAUGCACCAACUCUGCUGCCAUCCAAAAUGGUGCGCUUGGGUGCGUAGUCGGCAAUUGUGGAAUUGAUACGGCGCUGCAGGUGCAAGCUAGCGCAAGCGCGGUUUGU
This is a messenger RNA of Bipolaris oryzae ATCC 44560, 198 nucleotides long. RefSeq lists its product as uncharacterized. The annotation marks the transcript as partial. The transcript has 2 exons. The record is from RefSeq and is a predicted model, not a curated record. Lineage: Eukaryota; Fungi; Ascomycota; Dothideomycetes; Pleosporales; Pleosporaceae.